UAAGAGGUUCAAACACGGAGGAUUGUUCGCUCAGCGCUGUAAAUUAAAUUUCCCUUAACUUUCCCCUUAACUGCCGAAUCGGAAGCUCUGAAUCGGAAGCCAACUUCAGCGUCGUGUUUGAAACUGUCUGCUUCUUGGAACACACCGUCCAUCAUUAAUAGCCUGGCUAUUCCUAUAAAUGUAUUCCUUUAUUGCAACACAGCUGAAAAGCCUGUUGUGUUGUAACGCUCUCAACAGACGGAGUGCAGCUUCUUGUGCUCAUUGCAUAACUUUAUUCCUAUAAAAGAAGAACAAAGUGUUUAGUUAAAGCACUUCUCUACUGAACACGGCAUCACACACUUCUACAAGUAUAAGACUGGACAAUGAGGGCUGCAGUAUUCACCAUUCUCUUGCUGGUCAUAUAUCAAGGCGAGGCCCUGAAGUGUAACUUCUGCUUCUCAAUGAAGAGUAAGCUCUGCACCCCCACCGGCACCCAGACCUGCUUAGGGGCGGACGACGGCUGCGUCGCCGUCACCCUGACCGGCGCCCUCAGCUCUUCUUACCGUUCUUGCAUGAACAUGGCGGCGUGUCAGAGCUGGGUCUCGGUCCCCGGGGUGUUCGGCAUAUGCUGCAACACCGACCUCUGUAACUGACUCUGUCUGAGAGCUUCCUCUGCUGGCUUCAUAUCACUGUUACACCGCUGCCAUGCACAUCAGAGUCUGUUUGAAUUUUGAAAUGCUAUUAAAGAGAUGAGUGGUAUUUGUAAGAA
Molecule: messenger RNA, 748 nt
Organism: Trematomus bernacchii (emerald rockcod)
Lineage: Eukaryota; Metazoa; Chordata; Actinopteri; Perciformes; Nototheniidae
Exons: 4
Coding region: 363-632 (89 amino acids)
Source: RefSeq, a predicted model, not a curated record